GCAUUUUCGUGGAACGAAGCCUAAUCUAAUAAAUAACGUUAAUAAAUGUAAGACACCAAGAAAUGUGAACGCAUUUACUUCACCACUCUUUUACCAACUCUCCCUUCACAAAUCUUGAACCUCCAAAUUCCAAAGACUCCUCUCUCUCUCUCUCUCUCUCUCUCUCUCUCUCUCCAUUUCAUUCUACUCUUCUUCCUAGCAACUCCCAACCAACAGAAAAUAGAACAACAAAAAAUGUCAAACAAGACUCCAAUUUUUCCCAUAUCAGACCCUCAGCAUUUCAGUGACUAUGGUUUUGACCCACAAAUCAACUAUUUUCAGGUAUUAGAAGAAGCAAUGAAGCACAAACGUGAAACUUCAAGAUCCAUAGAUUCCAUUCACUUCAAGCUACAAAAACCCAUUUCAAAGGAAGAAUCAAGGAACAAGUUUCACCAUACAAAAUCAAAGAAGAAACGUUGGUGGAAAAAUGCUCUUUUCUUCUUCAAACGGAAAUGGGCCAACCACCGUGAUGAUCCUUAUGACAGCAAUGAUAUUCAUCAAGCCCGGGCUAAGGCCUUUCGGGCCACAAUUUCUGGGCCUGUUUACUUGACUGAAAGUAGAAGUGGGUCCACUACUCCUUACAGGACUACAAGUAGGCCUUCCUCCGGACCACUCGCCGGGACUUUGACGCCGCCGGCGAUUGAUGCGGUGGAUAUACCUUACUUGAGUUUAAGGGAGCUGACUAUGGAGCAGCAACAACAACAGAGGAUGUCUACCUCGGCUAUGCCUAUUUACUUUGUUACUUGAAUUUUUUGUCGUAGACGGAUUGACAAAUAUCGUUUAAAACUCAAAUUCAACUAUAAGGUUUGAGUUUGAACCUGAGUGAAGGUGUUCAAUUUAAUAAUAUUGGUAUUGUCGGUUGGUUAUUUGAAUUUUGAAUCUUUAAAAUUCAUGUGUCAAAAAAGUGAAAUGUGCAAUGGUUUGGUUAAAUUUUUAAUUGGGUAGAUUUUAUUUUGUGGAUUUAUUAGUAUUUGGGUUGGUUGGAGUAUUAGAUAUUAUUAUUAGUAUAUUUUUAACCUAACUAAACGUGUUUGUUUGAUUUGA
Medicago truncatula (barrel medic) is the source of this 1083-nucleotide messenger RNA. RefSeq lists its product as uncharacterized. NCBI's taxonomy places the organism in Eukaryota, Viridiplantae, Streptophyta, Magnoliopsida, Fabales, Fabaceae. The coding region runs from base 235 to 786 and encodes 183 amino acids. The transcript is spliced from 2 exons. The record is from RefSeq and is a predicted model, not a curated record.